Apus apus (common swift) is the source of this 1592-nucleotide messenger RNA. It is a transcript of the gene UBB, whose product is annotated as ubiquitin B. Gene Ontology annotation, cellular component: cytoplasm; nucleus. Gene Ontology annotation, biological process: protein ubiquitination; modification-dependent protein catabolic process. Lineage: Eukaryota; Metazoa; Chordata; Aves; Apodiformes; Apodidae. The record is from RefSeq and is a predicted model, not a curated record. The transcript is spliced from 2 exons. Bases 123 to 1268 code for a protein of 381 amino acids. Gene Ontology annotation, molecular function: protein tag activity; ubiquitin protein ligase binding.
AGCGAAGGAGGGCGGAGCCUGCUAGAGCCGCACCGGAUAAAUAGGAGCGGGGCUGCGUCAGGCGGCAGGUCACAGCGGCGGGGGAACCGGGAGCUGCGCGGCAGGCGUGACGUGAAUUCAACAUGCAGAUCUUUGUGAAGACCCUGACUGGCAAAACUAUCACCCUCGAGGUUGAGCCCAGUGAUACCAUCGAGAAUGUGAAGGCUAAGAUCCAGGACAAGGAAGGCAUUCCCCCUGACCAGCAGAGGCUGAUCUUUGCUGGCAAGCAGCUGGAAGAUGGACGCACCCUGUCUGACUACAACAUCCAGAAGGAAUCCACCCUCCAUCUUGUGCUGCGCCUCAGGGGUGGCAUGCAGAUCUUUGUGAAGACCCUGACUGGCAAGACCAUCACCCUCGAGGUUGAGCCCAGUGACACCAUUGAGAACGUGAAGGCUAAGAUCCAGGAUAAGGAAGGCAUUCCCCCUGACCAGCAGAGGCUGAUCUUCGCUGGCAAGCAGCUGGAAGAUGGACGCACCCUGUCUGACUACAACAUCCAGAAAGAAUCCACCCUCCAUCUUGUGCUGCGCCUCAGGGGUGGCAUGCAGAUCUUUGUGAAGACCCUGACUGGCAAGACCAUCACCCUUGAAGUUGAACCCAGCGAUACCAUUGAGAAUGUGAAGGCCAAGAUCCAGGACAAGGAAGGCAUUCCCCCUGACCAGCAGAGGCUGAUCUUUGCUGGCAAGCAGCUGGAAGAUGGACGCACCCUGUCUGACUACAACAUCCAGAAGGAAUCCACCCUCCAUCUUGUGCUGCGCCUCAGGGGUGGCAUGCAGAUCUUUGUGAAGACCCUGACUGGCAAGACCAUCACCCUCGAGGUUGAGCCCAGUGACACCAUUGAGAACGUGAAGGCCAAGAUCCAGGACAAGGAAGGCAUUCCCCCUGACCAGCAGAGGCUGAUCUUUGCUGGCAAGCAGCUGGAAGAUGGACGCACCCUGUCUGACUACAACAUCCAGAAAGAAUCCACCCUCCAUCUUGUGCUGCGCCUCAGGGGUGGCAUGCAGAUCUUUGUGAAGACCCUGACUGGCAAGACCAUCACCCUUGAAGUUGAACCCAGCGAUACCAUUGAGAAUGUGAAGGCCAAGAUCCAGGACAAGGAAGGCAUUCCCCCUGACCAGCAGAGGCUGAUCUUCGCUGGCAAGCAGCUGGAAGACGGGCGCACCCUGUCUGACUACAACAUCCAGAAGGAAUCCACCCUCCAUCUUGUGCUGCGCCUCAGGGGUGGCUGUUAAGCUACUGUGCAUCUCGCUUGACAAGAAGAUUGCCAGCAGCACUUGUGUUUGCACUGUAGUUCUUUAAUGUCUUAAUAUUAAGUUAAAUGCGAAGUUAAUGCAAGCUUAAGCAACUGCUGAUCAACUGUCUGUUGAAAUGCUAAUAAAGUCUUCUGUUGCACAUCACAAUUUGUAGUCUGUCUCAGUUCAAGCUAGUAAAACUGGUGUAGUGAAGUGACAUGUUUCCCUCAGCUUUGUUCCUUGGCAGUUUUAAGCCUCUUUGCAUGUAUAAUGAGGAACUUGUGGAGAAUUGGAUGUGGAUUAAAGUAUUAAUUUAAGCACUAA